Messenger RNA from Paramuricea clavata, 151 nucleotides. Lineage: Eukaryota; Metazoa; Cnidaria; Anthozoa; Malacalcyonacea; Plexauridae. The record is from the annotation of a GenBank genome assembly.
AUGUGGGCGGUUCCGUUACCACCACCUGCUUUAAUGGCGCUGUCACGAGGAAUCCACGGAGGAGGCUCUUAUGGUAUUAAUUGGUAUACGUUCUAUCGCCGCCCGCGAGGAAAUGUGAAAAAAUAUCUAGGCGAGAGUUACUACCUCCCAG